AGAGCCAUCUAUUUGCCGUAGAAUCCAAACCAGAAAUGACUAAACUAUUCCUCCGUCACUCCAAAACUGCAUUAACCGCAAUAACUGCCACUCGCUCCCUUCUCCUCCCGCAAAACCAACUCUUCUCCUCCUCAUCAUCAUCAUCUGCAGCACACCUCCAUCGUCAACCAAACCUCAAACCAGACGAACGACAAGCUUCACCUAAAUCCCCAAUUGGGUCACCAUGUCGAGUCCAAAAACUCAUCGCAUCCCAAUCAGAUCCUCUCCUGGCCAAAGAAAUUUUCGACUACGCCUCACGAUUCCCCAAUUUCCAACACUCUUACUCCUCCUAUCUCAUCCUCAUCCUCAAACUAGGCCGAGCCAAGUACUUUUCUCUCAUAGACAACCUACUCCUCGACCUAAAAUCCAAACAUUACCCAGUAACCUCAACUCUAUUCUCCUACUUAAUCAAAACCUACGGAGAAGCUAAUCUGCCCGAGAAAGUUCUCAAAACGUUCUACACUAUGCUCCAUUUUAACUUCAAGCCUUUGCCCAAACACCUCAACCUCAUUCUUGAAUUUCUUGUUUCCAACAAAAACUAUGUAAAACCCGCUUUCGAUCUGUUCAGCAAUGCGCAUAGAUACGGGGUGGAACCUGAUAAGAAAUCUUACAACAUUUUGAUGCGUGUGUUUUGUCUUCGGGGGGAACUUAGUAUUGCAUACAAGCUGUUCAAUCAAAUGUUUAAGAGAGAUGUUUUACCCGAUAUUGAAUCGUAUAGAAUCUUGAUGCAGGGUUUGUGUAGGAAAAGUCAGGUGAAUGGGGCGGUUGAUUUAUUGGAAGAUAUGUUGAAUAAAGGCUAUGUUCCUGAUACGUUGACGUAUACGACGUUGUUGAACAGUUUGUGCAGAAAAAAGAAGCUUAGAGAGGCGUAUAAGCUUCUUUGUAGAAUGAAGGUUAAAGGGUGUAAUCCUGAUAUUGUUCAUUUUAAUACGGUCAUACUCGGGUUUUGUAGAGAAGGUCGAGCUAUGGAUGCUUGUAAGGUUCUUGAAGAUAUGAAUGCUAACGGGUGCUUGCCUAAUUUGGUGUCGUAUAGGACUUUGGUUGGUGGGUUAUGUGAUCAAGGGAUGCUUGAUGAGGCUAAGAGUUAUUUGGUGGAAAUGAUGUCGAAGGGAUUUUCUCCGCAUUUUUCUGUUUCUCAUGCUUUGGGAAAGGGGUUUUGUAAUGUUGGCAAGGUUGAAGAAGCCUAUGAAGUGGUUGAGCAAUUGCUGAAGCACGGAGAAGCUCCUCAUGUCGAUACUUGGAUGAUUAUGGUACCUAGGAUAUGUGAAGUAGAUGACUUGGGGAGGAUAUAUGAAGUUAUAGAUAAAAUUAUGAAGAUUGAAAUACGGGGUGAUACAAAAAUUGUGGAUGCCGGUAUUAAGAACCAGUUAACUCGAACAAAAAUGCCAUCAAUAUCAACACCAAACGGAUCAUUACACACCAGAUCUCAAGAAGAAGAUGACUCAUCAUCACCACCAGCAGCAGCAUCAGUAUCGUCGCCAAAAACACUCUCCUCCUCCAUAAAAUUCGGCACACCGGAAGCCCUAGAUCACGUACGUAAUCUCACCGACGUCGGAGCAAUGACGCGUUUGCUCCACGAAUGCAUCGCUUAUCAACGCGCUCUCGAUCUUAACCUCGACAAUCUACUCGCGCAACGCGCGGAUCUCGACAAAAACCUAACUCAGUUACAAAAAUCUGCUGAAGUACUCGACAUUGUGAAAUCAGACUCCGAUCACAUGCUUAAUAACGUCCGUUCCACGUGUGACUUAGCUGACCACGUCAGCGCCAAGGUUCGUGAGCUUGACCUAGCGCAAUCUAGGGUUAAUGUGGCGCUGUCACGAAUUGAUGCGAUUGUUGAGCGCGGGAAUUGUAUUGACGGAGUUAAAAAUGCGCUCGAAUCGGAGGAUUAUGAGGCGGCUGCCAAUUAUGUGCAGACGUUUUUGCAAAUUGAUGCUAAGUAUAAGGAUUCUGGAUCUGAUCAGAGGCAGCAGUUGCUUGAUUCGAAGAAACAUCUCGAAGGAAUUGUGCGGAGGCGGCUUUCGGCUGCUGUGGAUCAGCGUGAUCAUCAGACGAUUUUGCGGUUUAUUCGGUUGUUUCCGCCUCUAGGAUUGGAGGAGGAAGGGUUACAAGUUUAUGUAGGUUAUUUAAAGAAGGUGAUUUCUAUGAGAUCUAGACUUGAAUUUGAGCAAUUGGUGGAGUUAAUGGAUCAAAUUAAUAAUAAUAAUGUUAAUCAUAUUAGUAAUAGCCGGGUUAAUUUUGUUAUGUGUUUGACUAACUUGUUUAAGGAUAUUGUUUUGGCUAUUGAGGAAAAUGAUGGAAUUUUGAGGAGUCUUUGUGGUGAAGAUGCAAUUGUUUAUGCGAUUUGUGAGUUGCAAGAGGAGUGUGAUUCUAGAGGUUCUUUGAUAUUGAAGAAGUAUAUGGAGUAUAGGAAAUUGGCUAUGUUAUCAUCGGAAAUUAAUGCGCAAAGCAAGAAUUUGCUGAAUGUUGGGGCGCCUGAAGGGCCGGAUCCAAGAGAGGUUGAGUUGUAUUUGGAAGAGAUAUUGUCAUUGAUGCAAUUAGGUGAGGAUUAUACGGAAUUUAUGGUGUCAAAGAUCAAAGGGUUGACUUCUGUUGAUCCUGAAUUAGUUCCGAGAGCCACCAAAUCGUUUAGGAGUGGGAGUUUUAGUAAAGUAGUGCAGGAGAUUAUUGGGUUCUAUGUGAUUUUGGAGAGAUUCUUCAUGGUUGAAAACAUAAAGAAAGCCAUUGCGAUAAAUGAGCCCGUGCCUGAUAGCCUUACCACCUCUAUGAUAGACGAUGUGUUCUUUGUGCUGCAGAGUUGCUCGAGAAGGGCGCUAUCCACAUCUAAUAUUAGCUCUGUCAUUGCUGUCUUGAGUGGUGCUAGUGCUGUGCUGAGUAAUGAUUUUUUUGUGGCUUUGCAAGAGAAAAUGAGAGAACUGAACCCUGGUGCUAAGCUGUUUGUGGCUGGUGUUGGUGUGCAGAGGAGCGGGACAGAGAUUGCAACUGCAUUAAAUAAUAUUGAUGUGAGCAGUGAGUAUGUGCUGAAGCUAAAACAUGAGAUUGAAGAGCAAUGCGCAGAGGUAUUCCCAGCACCAGCAGACAGAGAAAAGGUGAAAUCUUGUUUGUCAGAAUUGGGCGAUAUGAGCAACACCUUCAAGCAAGCCCUAAAUGCCGGCAUGGAGCAACUUGUAGCCACUGUAACACAACGCAUCCGUCAAGUAUUAGAUAGCGUGACAACGAUUAGUUACGAGUUAUCCGAGACGGAGUAUGCAGAUAAUGAGGUGAACGACCCUUGGGUCCAAAGGCUCCUCCAUGCUGUCGAGACAAAUGUUUCAUGGUUGCAGCCAGUAAUGACGGGAAACAACUACGAUUCCUUUGUACAUUUGGUCAUUGACUACCUCGUGAAGAGGCUUGAAGUUAUAAUGAUGCAGAAAAGAUUUAAUCAACUCGGAGGCCUUCAACUCGAUAGAGAUAUAAGGGCUCUGGUAAGUCAUUUCUCUGGCAUGACUCAGAGGACUGUUAGGGAUAAGUUUGCUCGACUAACCCAAAUGGCAACCAUACUCAACUUGGAAAAGGUGUCCGAAAUUCUAGAUUUCUGGGGUGAAAACUCAGGACCCAUGACGUGGAGGUUAACCCCUGCCGAAGUUAGGCGGGUGUUGGGUCUCAGAAUUGAAUUUAAGCCUGAAGCAAUUUCCGCUCUAAAGUUGUAAUUUUCCAAAUCGUAUUUAUUUUCUCUGCUUACCCACCAGCGUCGAGUAUCAAAGCCGAAGCAUAUAGCUAUCAUUUUGUCCUUUAGAGCCCCUGCCAUGACAUUGUUAUCAGAUUCUUUCAUUGCUUUCUUAUUGGCAUUAUUAUCUUUACCCGAAAAUUGAAACACACUGCAAUCAGAUUCUCAGGUAUGUCCCGUGUCAUGUCUUGUUGAGCUUGUUUGUAGUUGAACCUUGAGAAGUAUACCAUUAGGAAUUUUGUUUGUACAAAUUUUACAGAACUUUUCAGUAUAAUACCAUAAAUUGUUGUACUUGGGACGAUGGACCAUCUGUUAUUUCGUUACUGUACUUCUCAGAGUCAAAAAAAUUUAUCAUGUAAUUGUAUUUUCACGCAAUACUUUCAUGAAACAGUUAAAGUUGGACUUCUGACUUAUUUCCAACAA
Molecule: messenger RNA, 4165 nt
Organism: Mercurialis annua (annual mercury)
Lineage: Eukaryota; Viridiplantae; Streptophyta; Magnoliopsida; Malpighiales; Euphorbiaceae
Product: conserved oligomeric Golgi complex subunit 4
Exons: 3
Coding region: 36-3725 (1229 amino acids)
Molecular function (GO): protein binding
Source: RefSeq, a predicted model, not a curated record